This is a messenger RNA of Gracilinanus agilis (Agile Gracile Mouse Opossum), 1366 nucleotides long. It is a transcript of the gene C1GALT1, whose product is annotated as core 1 synthase, glycoprotein-N-acetylgalactosamine 3-beta-galactosyltransferase 1. The transcript is spliced from 4 exons. Gene Ontology annotation, cellular component: membrane. The record is from RefSeq and is a predicted model, not a curated record. Bases 123 to 1217 code for a protein of 364 amino acids. NCBI's taxonomy places the organism in Eukaryota, Metazoa, Chordata, Mammalia, Didelphimorphia, Didelphidae. Gene Ontology annotation, molecular function: N-acetylgalactosaminide beta-1,3-galactosyltransferase activity.
GCGCGGGUAGCGGCCCUGCCUCAAGGGCGGGCCGGAAAGUGGGACGUGGGCGACGAAGAGGAGCCGCUGCCACCGGACUCAGGUGAUGAGCUCCCCAUCCCACAGAGGGGAGCCUCCGGGAGAUGGCCUCAAAGACGGUGCCCAGCCUGCUGGCCUUCCUGUGUGGCUGCGCCGUGGGCUUCUUCCUCUGCUACCAGCUGCUGCACGCGUUCCUGGAGAAGCCGGCCGAGAUCCAGCCGCACGUCCUGCACAAUGACCCGCACGCCGGACAUGCCGACGAGGCCGGCCACGGGCUCCUCGAGGGCCAGAUGGACUUUGGCGCUGACACCAGCCAGCACAGAGACGAGGACACGCGCGUGGCGGACGAGCUGUUCCACAGGGUGCGGGUGCUGUGCUGGGUCAUGACGGGGCCGCAGAACCUCGAGAAGAAGGCGCGGCACGUCAAGGCGACGUGGGGCCGGCGCUGUAACCGGGUGCUCUUCAUGAGCUCUGAGGAGAACAAGGACUUCCCCACGGUGGGGCUGGACGCCCGCGAGGGCCGCGACCAGCUCUACUGGAAGACCAUCCGGGCGUUCCAGUACGUGCACGAGCACCACCGCGACGACGCCGACUGGUUCCUGAAGGCGGACGACGACACGUACGUGGUGCUGGACAACCUGCGCUGGCUGCUGGCGCGCCACGACCCGGCGCGGCCCGUCUACUUCGGGCGCCGCUUCAAGCCCUACGUGCGCCAGGGCUACAUGAGCGGCGGCGCCGGCUACGUGCUCAGCCGCGAGGCGCUGGCCCGCUUCGUCGAGGCCUUCCGCACCAGCCGCUGCUCGCACAGCUCCUCCGUGGAGGACCUGGCGCUGGGCAAGUGCAUGGAGGCCGUCGGCGUGGAGGCCGGAGACUCGCGCGACCCCGGCGGCAGGGAGACCUUCCACCCCUUCGUGCCGGAGCACCACCUCAUCCGGGGCUACCUGCCCAAGACCUUCUGGUACUGGAACUACAACUACUACCCGCCCGUGGAGGGUCCAGGCUGCUGCUCGGAUCUCGCCAUCUCCUUCCACUACGUCGACUCCACCACCAUGUACCAGCUGGAGUACCUGACGUACCACCUGCGUCCCUACGGCUAUGCCUACAGAUUCCAGCCCGCCUUGCCAGAGGGGCCGGCCAAGCCAACGGGCAAGGCCCCCCAAAAGGAGGACCCCCAAGAGAAAGUGGGCAGCUCCUCCUGAGCAGGAGGCUGGGAGCCCACCAGGGACGUGCCCUCUGCCAAAGGAAGGCCUGCCCCAGAGCACGCAGCAGCUGUGGACCGCGCCAGACUGCUGGUGCAGGGAUGGACGGACGGAUGGAUGGAUGGAUGGAAGGAUGGAUGGAAGGAAGG